ACGAUGACGAUAUACAUGCAUUUCUCUGAAUCAAUUCGAGUUUAUAAUAGUAAUUAUAGCGGAAACGAGUUUCCAUUCCUCUGUAUGUUUACGCAUAAAAAAACUGUGUCACGUGACCCGGCGUGGAAGCGACGCAGUUGUUCAGAUACGAAUAUAAGUGUGUGCAACAUGGCAGAAGGUGAGGUGUUUGACGUGAUCCUAAUUGGGGGUGGGGUCGUGGGCUGUGCUACAGCCUUCCACCUCGCGAAUAUGGGAUACAGCUGCGCCUUACUUGAGAAGAAUGAUAACGUCCUCAGCGAAGCCAGCUCCGGCAACAGCGGCAUGCUCCACACAGGGUUUGAUGCUCCACAAGGGAGCCUGGAGCUGACCUGCAUCAAACUGUGUCAGCAGAGGAUCUACCACACCUUGGACAAGCUGGGGGUGCCAUAUACAAGGCUUGGGGCAAGCAUGGUGGCAUGGGAUAAUAUUCAGGUACUACCAGGAAUGGCAUGGGAUAAUGUUCAGGGGCAGAAACUCCAGGAGAUACAGAAAAUGUCUGAAGACAAACAUAUUCCUGACAUUUACAACAUCACAGCCUCCGAACUGUACCAGAUGGAACCCAACCUUUGUAGACAAGCCCACUCAGCUCUGUGGAUUCCAGGGGAGACAAUUGUCGAUCCCUGGCAUGUGCCUGUAGCUCUUCUUCAUCACUCCCGCAGGCAGGGGGCUCAGGUAUGGACAAACUGCAAGGUUCUUUCAUGCAGUAGACAAAGCUAUGGCUCCUGGACUGUCACAACUAAUAAAAACACCUUAAAGUGCAAGGCUGUCAUCAACUGUGCUGGUCUCCAUGGUGAUGAAGUGGACAAGUUGGCAGGGAAACAUGACUUCCACAUCAGGCCCAGGAAGGGGCAGUACAUUGUGUAUGGCUCACACAAAGGGAGUCUCAUCAACUCCAGCAUUCUCCCAGUUCCAACAGACAAAACGAAAGGUGUCAUAGCUUUCAAAUCUGUGUACAACAAUCUAAUCAUCGGCCCCACAGCGGAGGAUGUGGUGGAGCGCUCCAUUCCAGCACCUGACCCACUCAUUAAGGCCAGGCUCCUCCAUCAUGCCCAAAAGACAAUUCCAAACCUGAUCGGCUGUGAUGUCAUCGGAGAAUACACUGGUGUGAGGCCUGCCACCCAGUUUAAGGAUUAUCAGAUCACCAGCGACCAAACAAGACAGUGGAUCACAGUUGGUGGAAUUCGUUCCACCGGCCUGUCUGGAUGUCUGGGUAUUGCCGACCAUGUUGGCCAUCUUGUCAAGGAAGACCUGCAACUGGAGCCAACCCAGGGGCGGAGUCACCGCAUCAGCAGAGUGGAUUUGACCUUCCUCCCAGCCCAGCAGACUGCCACGGCAGAUGGGUGUACCUACUACAUGACCCAUCCCAUCACACAGCAUGGAACACAUGCAACAUCCAUGCUGUGAAAAAGACAGAGACAUCUGCUAUAAAACUGCUUGACACUGGCAGCAUACUUUCAAGGAUGGAUCUCACACGCUUUCAGGAAUUUAUGUUUGAAAAUGGCAGUCAAAACUUAACUAAAGUCUUGUUAUAUCAUAUUCGGUGUGAGAUACCCUGGUUCUAUUCACAUUAGUAUUAUGUGUCAUUACAUAAGCUGUUCCAAACAGGUCGGUAAUUAAUACAAAACACCUGUGUGAUAUAUUAAUACUUAAUCUUGUAUAUGUACAUAAUAUAAUACUCACAAAAAGCGAUUAGUGUGGUAAAAACUGUCAUAAAUGAAUGAUUAAUCCAAGAGCCAAAUAUGAAACUCCCCAACAAGUCACAAGAUAUUUGUAAAUAGAAAACAUCACUUUAUUCCCUUGCGUUAUCCAAUAUUUUGAAACAUUCUUUGUACCGGGUACACAACAAAGAUCCAAUUAUU
Molecule: messenger RNA, 1898 nt
Organism: Haliotis rubra (blacklip abalone)
Lineage: Eukaryota; Metazoa; Mollusca; Gastropoda; Lepetellida; Haliotidae
Exons: 7
Coding region: 4-1443 (479 amino acids)
Molecular function (GO): oxidoreductase activity
Source: RefSeq, a predicted model, not a curated record